AUGACUGGGCGGCCCUUGGCCACGUGUCCAGCCCUGGUGUCCCUCCCUGCUGGGCAAAAAGAAAAGAAAAACAGCGCGCUCGGGGUCCGGGUCGCGAGGAGGAGGAGGAAGUGGAGGGCGGAGAGGAAAUGGCUGCCGAAAACAAGCCGGAAGAGCGUUUCCCGAAGCGUAUUCUGCGGAACUAGCACCUACUGUGUUCUCAACACCGCGCCACCUAUAGGAGAUGAUCAUGGGAGCAGCAAUAGUCGUCAUGUAAAAAUCUUUUUACCGAAAAAGCUGCUUGAAUGUCUGCCGAAAUGUUCAAGUUUACCCAAAGAGAGGCACCGUUGGAACACUAAUGAGAGAUCAUGACGCAGCCGUCCUUUUGGAUUUCUUUUUAAUAAUGUGUGACCCUUCACCUUUGAUCCCUUGACCUGCAUUACCUUGGUAACCAUUUCAUUUUUUAAUUUCAUUUCAUUUUUUGAUUUUGGUGUACAAGCUGU
Balaenoptera musculus (blue whale) is the source of this 482-nucleotide messenger RNA. Its product is annotated as calmodulin-binding transcription activator 1-like. Bases 1 to 351 code for a protein of 116 amino acids. The transcript has 2 exons. Lineage: Eukaryota; Metazoa; Chordata; Mammalia; Artiodactyla; Balaenopteridae. The record is from RefSeq and is a predicted model, not a curated record.